Messenger RNA from Daphnia magna, 4098 nucleotides. RefSeq names its product peroxidase. The record is from RefSeq and is a predicted model, not a curated record. Lineage: Eukaryota; Metazoa; Arthropoda; Branchiopoda; Diplostraca; Daphniidae. Gene Ontology annotation, biological process: response to oxidative stress. The coding region runs from base 996 to 3827 and encodes 943 amino acids. The transcript has 16 exons. Gene Ontology annotation, molecular function: peroxidase activity; heme binding.
UGUGGCCGAAACAGCUCAACCAGAAACGCACCGUGCAUGGAAAAAUGAUUGACAUUUGCCAAAACAAAACAACGGUACUGUAUACGUGUGUGGUGUGCAAGUGUCACGUGACAACAUGUGCCGCGCAACCACAGACGACCUGUUUUCAUUUCCAGUAAUGUGCAGUCCUCUUUUCACCUGACUGAAUAAUUUUUUUAAUUCAAAAAAAUAAUGUGUUUCUCCUUUACAACUUUAAUGUAGAGAAGCUAGACGGCCAAACGGUCUGGCAAGAUUCUGCCCCGGGUUUUUGCUGUUUUUAUUUCUUUUGGUAAGUUGCCAAUCGACAUUCACGCUUUUUCGUGAGUUUGACUUUCUUCGCAUUUAUAAUCGCCUUAAGAUUUAACCCAUUCUCUUGAUAUCUAGUUUCAAAUGUUCCCAUGUGAUUUAGUCACAGUUUCUCUUUGUCGACCACGAGUGCAGACAUUCACGCCCUGUUUCACAUUAAAACACCUGUUAUUAUAUUCGAUUUCAAUUCACCAUCCAAUUGCCGACGGUUUGGCAUGAAUAACCAUUUGUAACGGAUUGUCGGCUGCGCUCUUAAUCGCUUUCACCCCUUAGAAAUUUACUAGUGCAACAACACAUUCUACUAUUGGGACGAAAACAGCUUUGUGAACGUCCAGAUAGAGGAAGAAAGAAAAAAAAAAAACGAAAAUCAUUGCCCAUUUCGGGCAAGUACGUGGUGCUGGCGUCGUGGUAUAAAUACGAGGAAAGAAGAAAGCUGUUUACCGCAGUGCUCAUUGUACUUUAUACGACGCUGGAACGAUUGCGAUUGUUCCACCAGUUUUGAUUUUCUUUCCUCAUUGAAACGUCUUUUUCUAAUUUUUUUAAUGUUUCAAGUCAGUUGCUCCGAUUGAAUAUUUUUGAAUAUUUAUUGAAUAUUGCGACUGAAUUCAACUCAAAUCAGUGAAAGUGAAGUUCGUCAUUUUUGGGUGCGUUUAACAAAAAGCAUUUUGAAAAUGAUGUUGCGGUGGCUGAUUGCGGUGCUCGUAAUGGAACUAUUGUUUGCUGCUGCCAGCAGCCAAACAUAUCCCAGUCGUUAUCCUGUCUAUUCGGAUCAUCUACCGCCUAAACAGUAUCCCGAACGGCCCAUUACACCUGAUUAUCAUCCACCUGCUGCAGGUGUAAGCUAUCACAACCCCUACACUGCCAAUUAUAAACCUGUACUAGUGGAAUAUCCUUCCCCCCAGCAAAAGUACUGUCCAAACAUCGGUGGGUUAGAGUCGCAAUGCCGGCCAGCUAAAGACUGCGCUGUAUGGUACGAUGCUGUUCGUGCCACUGCGGGAACUGCCUGCAUUUUAGAAAAUGGGAAAGGCCAUGGAAUCUGUUGCCCAGACAUUCCCCUCAACGGUCGUCACCGAGCGCCGUUCAAGAAGCCGAACCCGUGCGACGAAGGCAUCGAGUUGGAUCCUCACGUGGAGCAUAUCGAUUUGGUGGCUGUGAACGAAGCUGCUCUCGCCGGCCAAUCGCAGAUGGAAUCGAUGAUGGCAACAGAAAAGCGUUUAGUCCAGAAGAAAAUUGUAGUGAGAAAAGGUUCGGGUAGUUUUACGCACAGCUGGGUUUUCUUUCACUCGACAGCCGAUUCGGUGAAAAUCAGUAAUAGUUCGUUGUACGGAGUUUUCGCUGUUAUGCAACUAUCCCGAAGGUACCGAAUUAAACCAGAACAAAUCGAGUGUGUGGCCAACCGGUUCCAGCUGAGAGACACCAUUCUAUUCGAUACGUGCCCGUCCCACCCCAACUGCGAUGAAAAGACGUUGGCUUCUCCGUUUCGAACGAUGAACGGCUCGUGCAAUAAUGCCCAUCCACCUGGACACACUCCUUGGGGUCUGCCGAAAACUCAAUAUCAACGGGCCCUUGCUCCAGUUUACGCCGACGGUGUGUGGACGCCUCGAUUGGCUAAAGACGGUGGUCAACUCCCUCCUCCGCGUUUGUUGUCUCUGUCCGUCGUUCGCGAUAUCGACGUUCCUAGCGAUUCAGACAGCACUUUUGUGAUGCAGUAUGGACAGUUUAUUGACCACGACAUGUUGGAGACCAUGGAGUCGAAAUCAGCGGAUGGAUUACCAGUGCCCUGUUGCACGGACGACGGCAAUUUUCUUUUGGACGAAGACCUUAGUCAUGGCAAAUGCAUUCCGAUUGAGAUUCCCAAGGACGAUCCAUUCUAUUCCAGAUUUCGCCAACGUUGCAUGCAAUUUGCCAGAUCCGCCCCGUCGUGCAGAACUGACGGCCGUCUCGGUCACGUAGAACAGAUGAACCAAAAUACGCAUUUCCUGGAUCUUUCCGGCUUGUACGGAUCCGAUGAUAAAGUCGCUGCUGAAUUGCGAACAUUUGAGAAAGGUGCAUUGAAAGUGUUAAUACGUCCCCGACAUGCUUAUCAUCAUGACAUGGAUUUGCAUCCGCCCGACAAUGACACUGAUGUCGAUUGUGCCUUGUCCAGAGCCGUGACCGGAAUAGAUUCACCGGAAGAAAUCAAAUGCUUCUUAGCAGGGGACAAUCGAAUUAAUGUCACUCCUUACAUGGUUGCUUCGCAAACUGUGUUUUUGAGGGAGCACAACGGAGUUGCCGAAUUGCUGUCCACUUUGAACCCACACUGGGACGAUGAGCGUCUCUAUCAAGAGGCCAGACGCAUUCUAAUAGCUCAAAUGCAGCACAUCACUUACAACGAAUUUCUGCCAAUUGUUAUUGGUCGGACAAAGAUGCAGGAACUUGGAUUGCUGCCACUUCAGUACGGUUUCAGUCGCGAUUACGAUGAGAACGUGAAUCCGUCCAUUUUGAACGAAUUUGCUGCGGCCGCUUUCCGUUUCGGCCAUUCGCUCGUUCCAGGAAGACAAGACCUCAUCAACCAACGAAGAGUGAAGGAGAGGGACAUCCUAUUACGUCAACAUUUUUUCAAAACGCAAGAGACGUACACACCUGGAAAUCUUGACAAAUUCCUCAUAGCUUUGGCAACUGUACCCGGUCAAAGAGUUGACAAUUUCUUCACCGAAGAGCUUACCAAUCACUUGUUUGAAGAAGAAGGCAAAGGCUUUGGAAUGGAUUUGGUAUCGCUUAACAUUCAACGCGGUCGUGAUCACGGUUUACCUGGCUACAAUGCAUAUCGGGUACUUUGUGGGCUUCCACGCGCAGAAGAGUUUCACGAUCUACUCGAUGUCUUCCCUCCAAGAAUUGUUGAAAAGUUCGAGUUCCUGUACGCCAGUGUGGACGACAUCGACUUGUUUAUUGCUGGGGUUUCGGAACGACCAGCUCCUGGAGCUAUGGUAGGGCCCACGUUUCAGUGUAUUAUCGCCGAUCAGUUUUUGCGAUUGAAACGCGGGGAUCGCUUCUUCUACGAUCUUGUUGGUCAGACCGGGUCAUUCACUGAAGAUCAACUAAAUGAAAUCCGCAAAGCGAGCUACUCGCGUCUGGUGUGUGACAACAGCCAUGUCAAGUCCAUUCAGCCACUCUUCUUCAAAGCCGAGUCUGAAGUCAAUCCGGUGAUGGACUGCGAGUCAUUUGACUCGAUUCCUCGCAUGAAUCUGUAUCCGUGGAAAGAGGUCGACACAGGGGCCAGUCUCUGGAACACGGCCGAGGAUGGUGUCAAGUGGUCGUCGAAUUGCGAUUUUGAAGGUUACAACAUUGGCUCUCCGUUAAGCGUAAUAGACGGAGGCCAAUGUGGCAGAAGAUGCAUUGACACGAGGGGAUGUAACGCGUUUUGGAGCAAAGACGGAUGGUGUUCGUUAAAGGACAUUCCGAAAGGCCUUCGUCAAACGCGUUCUGAGAACAGCAUAUGUGGAUUUCUUCCAUGGAAGCUAUGAUUUUCUUAUCUAUUUAGUUCCCAAUUUUGAAAAAUCCUCGUCUUCAAAGUUUAUUAACAGUUUGCAGGCAAACUUUGAUCAUAUGGAUUUUCAAAAAUGAUUUACUUCAUGCGGGGUAGCAAUCAGUGAUAAUCUUAGUUAUGUAUUUCUUUUUUCAGUAAUUUACCACGUCAGGUGGAAGUAGUAUGUCAUUAAAUGAGUAUUUUUUGAAAUAGUUACAUGUAUUAUUUGUACACUGUUAUUUCAAAAAUAUAAAUUUGUUCAGCCAAAA